GGAACCGGAAAUGCCUCAGAUAACAACUUCCACCCAUGUGUGCAGCCGAGUAGCAGCCUGGUCGCCUCAGCUCUUCUGUCCCAGAGUCCAGUUGGACUUCCCGACGUUAACAUCCCGAAGUAACGUGUCAAAGCUGAAACCGCGACAAGAUGGCGGAGGUGGUUCAGCAGCGGAUCGAGGAGCGGAUCCCGGAGCUCGAGCAGCUGGAGAGAGUGGGACUCUUCACCCAGAAGGAAGUCAGAUCCAUAAUCAAGAGGGUGACGGCCCUGGAAUACAAGCUCCACAGGUUGAUCAUAAAGAAAGAAGACUUCAUCGCUUACAUUCAGUAUGAAAUCAACAUUUUGGAGCUGGUGAAGAAGAGAAGAACGCACAUCCGAUACCAGUUCAAAAGAGAAGAGAUUGAGUUCCCCAUCAUCCACAGGAUAAACAGCAUCUUCAGAAGAGCAACAAAUAAGUGGAAGGAUGAUGUGCAGCUUUGGUUCUCACAUGUUGCUUUCUGCAAGAAAUGGGCCACUAAAAGCCAGAUCAGCAAAGUGUUCUCGUCCAUGCUCGCCAUCCACUCGGACAAACCAGCUCUGUGGAUCAUGGCCGCCAAGAGUGAGUUGGAGGAUAGAAAUUCUUCUGAAAGUGCCAGACACCUGUUUCUGAGGGCCCUGCGCUUCCACCCAGACAACAAGAAGGUUUACAAGGAGUACUUCCGCAUGGAGCUGCUGCACUGUGAGAAACUGAGGAGGCAGAAGAAGGAGCUGGAGCUGGCUGAGAUGGACCUGGGUGAAUAUGAGUUUUCUCCAGAAAUCCUGAGCGGUAAACUGGCUGAGGUCGUGUACAGUAAUGCUACAGGGAAAAUCAAAGAGGCAGAGUUUGUCAUCUCACUUCUGACCAUCGCAGCCAUCUUUGACUUCACCAAAGAGCUUCAGGACUCCAUCCUGCAAGACUUACAGACAAACUACACAGAGGAUAGCCUGACGUGGGAUUUCAUGGCCAAAAGGGAGCUGGAGGCUCCCGGGGCAGGGGAGGAGCUGACGUCUGCCAAAGGCCGAGCGUCAGAUAUCAACCGCAGAGAGGAGCGGUGCUGCCAGGUCUACGAGGAGGGCGUCAAGAGCCUUAUCACUGAGCCCAUGUGGACGUGCUACGCGACCUUCUGCUUGGAAAGGCAGAAACGAAAGACCAACGUCCAAGAGCUGAAGGAAAAGAGGCAGGAGAGGGCGCUGGGAGUUCUGCAGCGUGCCCACGACUCCUCACUGCUGAAGGAGGCUUAUUAUAAGAACUGGCUGCAGAUCCUGUUCUUAUCUGGAGAUGCUGAGGGAGCAGCCAGCGUCGCCAUGGCAGCUACAGAGCGCUACAGCCAGUCUGUGUCAACGUGGCGCCUGAGUCUGCAGACGCUCAUACAGCUUGGGAGCGGAGACAUAGCGAGGCUAUUCCAGGAUGCUCUCACUCGCGUAAAUCCCAAGGAGAGUUUACCACUGUGGCAGCUGUUGGUGCAGUGGAGCACAGCCAACCAGAGUCCUGAGGAAGCAGAGGCCGUCUUUAAGAGAGGUCUUGUGUCUGUAGUGGCAGCUGUUGCCAUGGAGAUGAAGGAGUCCUACCUCAAUUGGUCCUUCUCCACUGGAGGCUACAAGAAAGCGAGGAAGACCUUUACAAGCUUACAGGAAAACCGUCCCUUGUCCAAGACUUUUUUCACCAGGAUGAUUGAGAUCGAGAAGGAACAAGAGAAUCCAAAAAUGAACAGCCUGAGGGACUGCUACGAGAGGGCCCUGCAGGAGUUCGGCACAACAGACGACGACCUGUGGCUGCAGUACAUCCAGGUGGAGCUGGGACCCGGCGGGCAGCCAGAGAACUGCGGCAAGAUCCACUGGAGAGCCAUGAAGUUCCUGGAGGGCGAAAGUGUGGAGAGAUUCACUUCCAAACACACUCUCCUGCAGACUGGACACUUGUAACCACAUAUGUUAAGGUCCAUUUAUUCCAGAUUAAGGCCUUCGAGUUCAGAUUCCAACUACUCAUGUGUAGAAGUUUGUGAGCUGAAGAAGCAGCACCUAUUUUCAGACGGGGGUUGCUCUUCUUUUCUUCUCCGUGGACGACUGGUGUCAUGUCCGCUUAUGAUUUCCAACCCAGUGGCGCAGUUUCUGAAGUUUGCAGUCGAUUCUUCUUCAGUGGUUUUAGCAGAUUGUUUGAAGAAAUGUUCAGACAUGUGAUAGAAAAGCUUCUCAUGGUCACAACUUCAAUCAGAAGUGUUAUAUACUUUAGCUUUUCAUUUUUGUACACAACACUGUGUUGGAAACUUGAACUGUUGUAAGAGAGGUGCAGUUUAAUUGCAUUGAAUUCCACAUUUAUUUGACAUUUUGAGAAGACUGUUAAAAUGAAAAUAAAACUGUUUCAUCCUU
Messenger RNA from Hippoglossus stenolepis (Pacific halibut), 2381 nucleotides. RefSeq names its product UTP6 small subunit processome component (gene utp6). The transcript is spliced from 19 exons. Gene Ontology annotation, biological process: maturation of SSU-rRNA from tricistronic rRNA transcript (SSU-rRNA, 5.8S rRNA, LSU-rRNA). Bases 150 to 1937 code for a protein of 595 amino acids. Gene Ontology annotation, molecular function: snoRNA binding; protein binding. The record is from RefSeq and is a predicted model, not a curated record. Lineage: Eukaryota; Metazoa; Chordata; Actinopteri; Pleuronectiformes; Pleuronectidae. Gene Ontology annotation, cellular component: small-subunit processome; Pwp2p-containing subcomplex of 90S preribosome.